AUGAAGAAAAUUUUGAUUCAAGAACUGACGGCGCUGCUGGAGAGGCAGGCGGAGAGAGCCGCCGAGGCCGACAAGCGCCUGGAGCGUUUGGAGAGGCUGCUGUACAGAGAGCCCUCCGCGGGGACCGGGACGGGCACGACGGCCGGAGUGUCAGAGUCGGGGGCUGAGCGAGGCGCUGAGGGAUCCGUUGGACCAGCUGCCGCCGCCCGCCGGACUGUCUGCCUGCCGGCGUCGGCGACUCCGGCCCCGCACCUGAAGUCGGCCUCGACGUACAAAGCCCGUGUCGAGUGCAGUGUGCGCGACAGUGAGACAGGAGCGGUGAGCAGGCUGGAGGACUCUGAGCCGACGCUCAGACACGCCGUGACACACGCCGGCGGAGACACGUGUCGCGCCGCUGGCGCCAUCUGUCGUGCGUGUGGCGAACCAGGACAUUUUGAGGUGGUGUGCCACCAGAGGGCCAGCACCACAGCGGUGGUGCCAUCUGCAGUGACAACAGUACGCGACUCUCCGGGGGUGGCGCUAGUAGCGGUAGCCGCCGGCACCGCCGUGUCACCGCCGCCGGCGGACACGGGCCCAGCCGGGCACACUGCGCUGCAGCCCACGGGGCUGAGUGACGCUGCUGACGUCCACGGAGCCUCGCCGCCGCCGGCGGGGGGCUGGCCAACGCAGACAACGGACAGCAAUGAAGCCCCGGACAACGCCGUGUCACCGCCGCCGGCGGACACGGGCCGAAUCGGAUGUGCUGCGGAGCAGCCCACAGAGCCGGACGGAGCUACGGGCGCCUACGGAGCCUCGCCGCCGCCGGCGGGAGGCAUUCCAACGUGCAGCACGGACGGAGUGUACGGAGCCUCGCCGCCGCCGGCGGACACGGACCGAGCUGGAUGUACCACGGCGCAGCCUACAGAGCCGGCUGACGCCCACGGAGCUUCGUCGUCGCCGACGGGAAGCCUUCCAACGCGGACCAGCCAUGGAAACGAAGCCGCUGGUGACGCCGUGUUGCCGCCGCCGGCGGACACGGGCCAACCCGGGGCCACUGCGGUGCAGCCUGCAGGCCCGGAUGCAGCGGCUGUAGCUUACGGAGCCUCGUCGCCGCCGGCGGGAGGCCUACAAACACUGAGCACGGGCCGAUGUGCAGCUGCCGGCCCCGCCGUGUCACCGCCGCCGGCGGACACUGGCCAGAUUGGGUGCACCGCAGCGCAGUCUACCAGGCCGGCUGCCGCCUACGGAGCCUCGCCGCCGCCGGCGGGAGGCCUACCCACGCGGACCAGGGACGGAGGUACAGUCGCCGGCUACGCCGUGUCGCCGCUGCCGGGGGACACCAGCCAAGCCGACUGUUGUGCGGCACAACCCAUCGAGCUGAGUAAGACUACUGACGUCUACGGAGCCUCGCCGCCGCCGGCGGGAGGCAUGCCAACUCGAAGCACGGAUGGAGGCCCAGCCGCCAGCACCGCCGAGUCGCCGCCGCCGGCGGGCACCGGCCAAGCCGGCUGUAGUCAUGCGGCGCAGCCUACCGAGCUGGCUGACGCCUACGGAGCCUCGCCGCCGCUGGCGGGAGGCCUGCCAGUACGGAGUGGGGACGGAGACCCGCCCGAACAAAUGGUAGCGGCUCACGCCGCCGCGCAGCUCCUCCAUACGCCGCAGGGAUGCGUGUCCGCCGGUGACAAGUCCGACCGGCGCGGUGACACGAACCUCGGUGACACCACCCUCCACUCGGUCGAGGUGGUGGAUGACCUGCUCAGUCCGACCGUCGAUGACGAGGUGUGGGAGGACGCUGAGGACCCGCUUCACGCAGCUGCCGUCGCAGCUAUGCUCGCUGAGCGGGAUACGGAGUGCGACUCGCGUCUGCCGCCGCUCGUGGCCCCGAGUCCAGGGGUGACCAGAGCCGCCGCUGACCGCGACCCGUGGCCGCCACCGACACCGGAGCGACGCCUGCCGCGGACCUCCCCGUGCGACGGCGGGCGCGUCCGCUGCAAGAAGCGCCCGAGACGCCGCGGAAGAGAGCGCAGGCGCCGCCGUCUGCACCGCGCUGCGGUGGCCUUGUGCGCCCGGACCCCGGAGGGUCCGCUGUGGCGCCUUGGAGUGAAGACGAUGUGA
This is a messenger RNA of Amphibalanus amphitrite, 2094 nucleotides long. RefSeq lists its product as uncharacterized. The transcript has 3 exons. Lineage: Eukaryota; Metazoa; Arthropoda; Thecostraca; Balanomorpha; Balanidae. The record is from RefSeq and is a predicted model, not a curated record. Bases 1 to 2094 code for a protein of 697 amino acids.